This is a messenger RNA of Drosophila albomicans, 2481 nucleotides long. RefSeq names its product NGFI-A-binding protein homolog (gene nab). The transcript has 6 exons. Bases 428 to 2449 code for a protein of 673 amino acids. Gene Ontology annotation, cellular component: nucleus. The record is from RefSeq and is a predicted model, not a curated record. Gene Ontology annotation, molecular function: transcription coregulator activity; transcription factor binding. Gene Ontology annotation, biological process: negative regulation of DNA-templated transcription. Lineage: Eukaryota; Metazoa; Arthropoda; Insecta; Diptera; Drosophilidae.
ACGAAAGCAGGCUGCGACGACAGCGACGGCGACUGCAACUGCGACCGCGACUGCGAAGCUGAAAAAGGGUUCUCGUUGUGUCCAGGCGGCAUUGCGACAACAGAAGUUCGUCUGGCCUCGAGCUGAGCGGAUAGGCAGAGAGAUCAAAGAUCGAUAUCUUAAGCGCGCCUCACCAGUGUACCAAGUGUUCUUCUUCCUCUUCUUCACAGCUUGCAUUAUCCAACUGUGUUCUAAGCCCAAUCUCAAAAGCACUUUUUAGUGUAGUGUUGUGUAGUUCGUCUUGUGUUGUGUGUUGUGUAGUGUUGUGUGCAUCCUUUUUGAUUUGAUUAUUGCUAGCACUUUUUUGAGUUUUGCAUGCAUUUUGUGUUGAUUGUAUCGUGGUUGUGUCUGGCUCUACUUUGCUGCCCAAGCAUCUUCAACUGUCACAAUGGAGGCCAACUCUCCCACCACUGCUGCCAUCACAGCAACGACAACAGCAGCGACAUCGACCACAGCGCCAUUGGCAUCCACUUCCACAACCAGCUCAACAGUUCCCUCGCCAGCUGCCGUCGCAGCAAAGAACCUCACAGGAAGCGGAAGCCACAGCGCCACAGCGUCCAGCUGCUCGACCUCAGCUACCGUUGCCGCUGCCACACCGACUGCCACGGGCAACAUCAGCAACAGCAACAGCCUAACACAGUCGCUGCCCCAACUGCUGGCAGCCAGCACCAGCAUUGAGCUCUGCAAGCAGGAGGAUGUCCACAAUCUAUCGCUAGCCAGCGGACCCUCUGAGGGUCAGAGAUCACUUUCGGGUGCGCCGUCGGCGUCCUCCAGUCCCAUACUGAGUCCGCAGGGCAAGAUCUUUGGACGCAAUGCAAAUGGCACAAUGAUCACCACGUCGCGUCCCAGCAACGAGGCCGAGGUGCAGCUGUACCGCGUGCUCCAGCGAGCCAGUCUAUUGGCCUACUAUGACACUCUGCUUGAGAUGGGCGGCGAUGAUGUGCAGCAGCUGUACGAUGCUGGCGAGGAGGAGUUCCUCGAAAUCAUGGCACUGGUAGGCAUGGCAUCCAAGCCGCUCCAUGUGCGUCGCCUCCAGAAGGCGCUGCACGAAUGGGCCAACAAUCCGGCGCUCUUCCAAGGUCCUAUGCUGCCGCAUUUAGGACUUUGUGAGACGCCAACGAAGCCAUCGCUGGUCUUCAAUCCGGAUGCCACGCCCGCGCUGUCGCGCAGUAAAUUCUCCUCGUUCAAUCCCGCUGCCUCGUUCCAAGUUUCUGCCAAUCUGCCGUUGGCCACAACGCCCACUCCGGUGUCGGCGCCAAUGCUCUCGCAGAUCAGUCAACCCUCCCCCGUGCUCUGUCCCACUGUGCCGUUGCCCGCUGUGAUGCAGAGUCAAUCCACCUCCCCACUGAUACUGCCAUCCACGCCAAGCGUGACCACGCCCUGUGGCGCCAGCACCGCCCACCAGGUGUCGUCCAGCUCGCCACAGCUGACGCCGGUACUGACCGAGAUGCAGGUGCAGCGGAUCACAAUGUGCGCAGCAAAGAUUGCGCGUCAGCUGCCGCAACGUGAACCCCGGGCACAGACCUCCAAGAAGCGCACCACACGCGAACUGGAGGCGGUGAUUGCCAUGGGUGAACAUGAUCCGCGUCGCAUGGAUGAGAUACGUAAGUACUCGGCCAUCUAUGGCCGCUUCGAUUGCAAGCGACGGCCAGAGAAGCCGCUCACCUUGCAUGAGGUGUGCGUUAAUGAGGCAGCCGCACAGUUGUGUCGGAAUCCUCAGACGAUUUGGUUGCUCACGCGUCGUGAUGAGCUUUUUCCGCUGGCGAGACAGAUUGUCAAGGAUGCGGGCUUCGGGCACUCGGCCAGCAUUGCUCGCUAUGGCAAUCUGUUGUCACAAAUGCCGGGCAACAAUCAGGCGCAAAGUCAACGCAGUGGCGGCGGCGUCGUCUCCAUCGAUGUCGAUUGCGAGUCCAGCGAUGCGGCUGCCGUUGCUGUGCCGAGCAGCAAGCGUCAGCGUUUGUCCUCCACCGAAGCCAGUCAGCUGCCCAUGGAACUCAGUCGGGAAGCUGUUGAGGAUUCACGCUACAAUCUGUUUGCCAUGUACCAAAAGUUUGCCAAGCCGCCGUUCGAUCUAACUGAAAUUGCCAAGUUCUCGCUGGCCAAGACUGCCGACUUUGAGGACAACGAUUCGCGGUUCUCGUUCAGCAACUCCAGCUCGCCACCCAUGCCAGCCAAUGGUCUGGAAAAUGAACGUUCACCGGUCUCAUCCCACGGCCAGUGUCCCAUCGAAACAUCGCACGCCGAUGCCAGAGAUCUGUCUCUUACCGAAUCCAUUGAUCUGACCGCCAACGGAGUUCAGGUCAUCUCGGCCGCUGGUGAUAAUAUUAUUGCUGUCGCAAAUCCCGCCCUGGCACUUAGUCCCACCCUCAAUGAGGUCCUGAAGCGAAAUGCCGCCACACCGGAAUCGUAGAUCGGGAAGGAAUUUUUAGUGCCAGUCUUAAG